This is a messenger RNA of Acomys russatus (golden spiny mouse), 1476 nucleotides long. It is a transcript of the gene Tm6sf2, whose product is annotated as transmembrane 6 superfamily member 2. Gene Ontology annotation, biological process: lipid homeostasis; regulation of lipid metabolic process. The transcript has 10 exons. The coding region runs from base 91 to 1224 and encodes 377 amino acids. The record is from RefSeq and is a predicted model, not a curated record. NCBI's taxonomy places the organism in Eukaryota, Metazoa, Chordata, Mammalia, Rodentia, Muridae. Gene Ontology annotation, cellular component: endoplasmic reticulum-Golgi intermediate compartment membrane; endoplasmic reticulum membrane.
GGCAGGACCCUGGCAACCCAGAGCUCAGACGCGCUGCGGUAGCGGAGCCAAGUGUCUCGGAGGCCGCGCCGGGGUCGGGGUGUCGCUGCCAUGGACAUCCCGCCGCUGGCCGGCAAGACCGCGGCGAUGUCGCUCGGCGCCCUGCCAGUGUCCUACGCGCUCAACCAAGUCUCGGCGUUCACACAACCCCUGUGUGUGGUGCUGGUGAGUGCACUGAUACUGGGUCUGCUCUUCAUGGCCAUCUUCAGCCUGUCUCAUGGGGAGAUCACCUAUGACCCUCUCUAUGCUGUCUUUGUGAUCUUCUCCUUCACCUCGUUGGUGGACCUUAUCAUUGCACUCCAAGAAGACGGCUUCAUGAUGGGAUUUAUGGAUUUCUACACCAAGGAGGGCGAGCCCUACCUACGCACGGCACACGGCAUCUUCAUCUGCUACUGGGACGGUACUGUGCACUACUUGCUCUAUCUGGCCAUGGCCGGUGCCAUCCGCAAAAGGAAAAGAUACCGGAACCUUGGGCUCUACUGGCUGGGGUCCUUCGCCAUGAGCCUCCUGGUGUUCCUCCCGGGCAACAUCCUUGGUAAAUACAGUUCAGAGAUCAGACCUGCCUUCUUCCUUGCCAUCCUGUACAUGCUGGUGCCAUGCUGGGCUGGUGUGAGGAUCUUCAGCCAGCCCUGUGCACCAACCUCCUAUACCCCCGACAUGGUACAGGAGGCACAGAAGAAAGGCCUCCUCCAGCGCCCAGCUGACCUGGCACUCAUCAUCUACCUCAUCCCUGCCGCACUGUUCACCCUCUUCCGGGGCCUGGUGGUACUUGACUGCCCCACAGAUGCCUGCUUCAUCUAUAUCUACCAAUAUGAGCCAUACCUGCGGGACCCCGUGGCCUACCCCAAGUUGCAGAUGCUGAUUUAUUUGUUCUAUGCCCUACCUUUCUACUGCCUGGGUGCCUACGCCCUCAUCUUCCCUGGCUGCUCCUGGCUGCCGGACUGGGCCUUGGUGUUUGCCGGAGCCAUUGGCCAGGCACAGUUCUCACACAUGGGCGCCUCCAUGCACCUGCGCACACCCUUCACCUACCGCGUGCCGGAGGACGCCUGGGCCACCUUCUUUCUGAGCAACCUGUUGUUUGCACUGGGUCCCCACCUGCUGGCUUUCCGCUGCCUGUGGCGACCAGCCUUCUUCAUGCACACACCGCCCUUGGAGCCCCAGGGCCAAGGCAAGAAGCAGCAGUGAGCGUGCGCACCUCUCCGCUAGGAACUCAACCUGUGCGGCCAGCCGGCUUUGCCCUCCACGGGUGGCUUGGCCCUUUUAAAGCUGGAUGGACAUCUGGGGGAAAUUGCAAUCCAGGCCAGAAAGGAGUAUAGGAGACCCAGGGCAAGGGCCGGAAGGACUCUAAUGCCCUCUCCUGUGAUUUACCCAUCACCUCCCCCUGUCCCUUUAAUAAAAGCCCUUUUUAUGUCUAGGAUAUCACUUCCUGUUUCAGGG